CCCACCUUUGCGGGUCAGGUGACAUUUCUGGGUCUAAGUAUUUGUUCCUGAUCAAGUUGCUUCACUUGAUCCCCCAGUCGUUGUUGAGACCGAGCCACUUGGUAACUACCGCCGUGGCAACCAAAGCUUCCUUCCACCUCUGCUCUUGUUGUUUUGCUGAAAAUUGGGGAAGAGCGAAAAUGCAUCAACGUUCUCAAAUUUCUCUCUGUAAAUUGUUUUUCAGACACCCUUUUCAACGAUUUCCAAUACCCACUUCUGCAUCUUCCCUUAAUUCGCUCGCAGCGGUUCCAACUCAACUCGUUUCAGGCUCGGUCUUGUUUCCAAGACCCAAGUUUUCCAUUACACCCACCUCAAGUUUCCACCAUCUCCCUCAUCUAACUCUCUCAAACGCGCAGACCCAGUUGAUGAAAUACAGUGCUGCGACUGGUGACUCAGUGGCCGAGUUGGACAAGAACAAAGAGGUGGACAUGAUCAACCUCAAGUUUGCUGAAGCUAGAGAGGAGAUAGAGAUGGCUAUGGAUUCCAAAGAGACUGUGUAUUUUGAUGAGGAAGCUGAGUGUGCUCGGGCUGCAGCGAAUGAAGUGGUCGAAAUGUUUGAGGGGCUAUUGGCGAAGCUGCCGGAGAGCGAAAAGGCGGCCUUGCAGAGGUCAAUGGGGCUGAAGAUUGAGCAGUUGAAGGCUGAGCUUCAGCAAUUGAAUGAGUAAUGAGGUUGGUGAAAAUGGGUUUUGUUCCAAUUUUCAUUUGGAUUCGCUGAUUUAUUUGUUCUUUUUAGCUUAUUGUUUGUUGAGGACAAAUUGGAACGUUAUAUUUUAGGUGAAAGAGUUGGUGAUUGCGGCGAAAAUUUGUAGUAGUUAAAAAUAGAGAGGAAUUUUGAACAAUAAUUUCGCAGUUUGUUAUUCAAAAUGGAUGUUGCCAACUCUGAAAUUGAUGUACUUCAAAUUGGUACUGCAUUCAAUGGCUUAUGGAACUUAGUAUUACUGUUGUUUAUUUUUCUAUAAUUGUUGCAUUAUCAUACGAUCUAGUUAAGCUUGCUAUUAUUUU
Messenger RNA from Alnus glutinosa, 1041 nucleotides. RefSeq names its product embryogenesis-like protein. Lineage: Eukaryota; Viridiplantae; Streptophyta; Magnoliopsida; Fagales; Betulaceae. The transcript has a single exon. The record is from RefSeq and is a predicted model, not a curated record. The coding region runs from base 180 to 704 and encodes 174 amino acids.